Messenger RNA from Plasmodium yoelii, 885 nucleotides. RefSeq names its product PIR protein. The transcript has 3 exons. The record is from RefSeq and is a predicted model, not a curated record. Lineage: Eukaryota; Apicomplexa; Aconoidasida; Haemosporida; Plasmodiidae. Bases 1 to 885 code for a protein of 294 amino acids.
AUGAAUGAUACUCUAUGUUCAAACCUUGAUUUUUUGAGGAAGUGUUUACCCGAUGAAAUAGGUACCCCCGCAACAGAUAAACUUACUACUAUUAAAAAUUACAAAAAUUACUGCCCUAGUGGAGACUGUAAUACUGAACUCGAUCAAAUUACGAUUGGGUUUUUAUGGUUACUUGAGAAAUAUUUUACUGAAUACUCAAAUAAAGGCAAAAUUGAAAAAGACACUAAACCAUUUUUUCUAUAUAUUAUUUCAUGGUUAAGUUACAAAUUAAAUCAAAACACAGAGGAAAAAUUCACCACAAUAAACGAUUUUUAUACUAAACAUGUAAAUGAUAGUAACAAAUAUAAUAAAUUUAAAGAAGAUUCCAAUAAAUUUACAGGUUUUAAUGAAUUCAUAAAUGGACAAAAAGAUUUGUUUAAUAUUAAUAUUGAAGAUCUGUCUAAAUUUUAUGAUGCAUCCAAAUUAAUAUGUAGUAUGUAUGGUAAUGUUGCACAGAAUCAGACAGAUAACAUACUGUCAAAUAAUGUGAAUGAUUUUGCUAACCAAUAUACAGAGCUAAACAAUAAAUAUAAUGAUGAAGGUUCCCCGCAUAGUAAAAUAUUGUCUGCUUUAACAACUGAUUAUAAUAAUAUAAAAGAGAAACGUAAAGAUUAUCAAACGCUUCCAGAGAUAACAGAAUUUUCUGCACUAGCAUCUAAAUCUGGAGUUACAUCAUCAAGUUCGUCGAUAGGAAACAAAUUAUUUACAGUUUUAUCGAUAUUUGGUGCAAUAGCAUUUUUUUUAGGAAUUUCUUAUAAGUAUUCGUUAUUUGGAUUUCGGAAACGAGCUCAAAAACAAUAUUUAAGAGAAAAAAUAAAAAAUAUAAAGAAGAGAAUGAAUAAUUAA